This is a messenger RNA of Micromonas commoda, 858 nucleotides long. RefSeq lists its product with no specific name. Gene Ontology annotation, cellular component: cytosol. The transcript has a single exon. Gene Ontology annotation, molecular function: phosphoglycolate phosphatase activity. The record is from RefSeq and is a predicted model, not a curated record. NCBI's taxonomy places the organism in Eukaryota, Viridiplantae, Chlorophyta, Mamiellophyceae, Mamiellales, Mamiellaceae. Gene Ontology annotation, biological process: DNA repair; dephosphorylation. The coding region runs from base 1 to 858 and encodes 285 amino acids.
AUGCCCCCCGUCGCGUCGGCAGCGUCCGCGCCGCGCGUCGCCGCGCGUCCAUCCGCUCUCCGCCGCGAUCACCCUCGAUCGAGGACGACCGCGACGACGAAGCCGCGCGCGUCGUCCGCGGAGGAGGGCGUUCGCGCCUCGCCCUCCGUCUCCCAAAUCCCGGACUUCGCCUCGGCGACGGCCGUCGUCUGGGACGUCGACGGCACCCUCGCCGACACCACCGACCUCGGCUUCGCGUCCACCAACGCGGUGCUUCUCGAGGCGUCGCUCCCGACGAUCACGCUGGAGCAGUACCUCCGCGGCACCCGAUACGCCACCCCUCAGCGACUCGCGUGGCACGCCACGGGCGACAUCGAACACCCGAGCGGUGAGGCCCUCGGAGCCGCGUUCGACGCGCACUACAUCGCCCUCGUGGACGACAGAACGGCGGGGUUCUUCCCCGGGAUCCGAAACCUCGUCCGCAGGAUAGCGUCCGGCGGCACAGCCGGCGGCGGCGGCACGGCUGGCGGCAAAUCCCAGGCGGUGCUCUCCAACGCGUGCGGCGAGUACGCGCGUAAGGUGUGCGAGGCGAACGGGACGAUCGACGCGAUGGCCGCGGUGGUGGGCGCGGACGAGGUCCCCGACGUCAAGCCCUCGCCGUUAGGGUUGUUGAGCCUGUGCGAACGCCUCGGAUGGGAUCCCGCGACGUGCGUGUACGUGGGGGACUCGCCGAGCGACGGCGUGGCCGCGAAAGGCGCGGGGAUGAUGAGCGUCGGGUGCACGUGGGGCUCGCACGACGCGGACGCGCAGGCGGGACGCUUCGACGCGCUCGUGGACACCGUGCAGGAGCUCGAGGCGCUGUUGCUUCCUGGGAGGUAG